CCACCGACGUCACCGGGACGGCGCCAACCUGACCUGGUCAGAUUCUCUCCUUCAUCAAUGAUCAUCCGCGGCUGUUCGCCCUCUCUGAGAGCACAUGCACCACAGGACCUGUUCGCCCUUUCGCGGAUUUCAAACUCAGUUGUCGCAAAUCAUCGAAGUACUUCUGCUGGUCUGAAGUGCCUUAACUCUUAAGAACGAGGUCGCACUGUGAGGCUCUAACGGAGCUAUCAAACUCGAACAGACUCAGACUCCUACUGGUGGCCCCUGACCCUUCAGGAUGCUCUUCGCUAGAAAACGAGGCUCGGCCACCUUACUCUCCGGCACCGCGCUUCUCCUAUUCUUGACUUACUUAUACUUGCGGCGAAGUGAUGGCAACGCUGCUGUAUGGACACCACCAAGGCCAGUCGAGGGCUGGCAGUCCCAUGGCAAGCAUAGUUCAUUCUGGCCCGGGGUUCCCGUCCAUUACCCGCCCUCUUCCAUUCGCCCACUGCCCACCGGAACACCCGUUCGGUACCCCCCUGUCCAAGCUACGGCAUUCACUGCAGAGAAACAGUCGCCGGAAGCGAGUGCUCGCCGCAGAGAGCGCCAGCAAGCAGUCAAGGACACCUUCUCCAAGUGCUGGCAUUCCUACAAGAAGUACGUAAUGGGUGCCGACGAACUUGCUCCUGUCACGGGCGGGCACCGGGACCACUUUGGCGGAUGGGCGGCCACGCUGGUCGACUCGCUCGACACGCUGUGGAUCAUGGAUUUGAAGGAGGAGUUCGAGGAAGCCAUCACUGCGGCCAACGAGAUUGACUUCACGCAUACCGAGCUGGGGGAGAUUAACGUCUUCGAGACCACCAUCCGUUACCUCGGUGGCUUCCUCUCGGCCUUCGAUCUGAGCGGCGACGUACGGCUGCUGCGGAAGGCUGUCGAGGUUGGUGACAUGCUGUACAAGGCCUUCGACACACCCAACCGCAUGCCCAUUACGCGCUGGGAAAUCCAUGCCGCGGCCCGGGGCGAGAAGCAGGUCGCGCCCAAUAGCGUUCUGCUCGCCGAGAUCGGCAGCUUGUCGAUGGAGUUCACGCGCCUGUCCAUCCUGACGGGCGACGCAAAGUGGUUCGACGCCGUGCAGCGUAUCACGGACGAGAUGGCCGCGCAGCAGGACUCGACCGCCCUGCCGGGUCUCUGGCCCCUGACGGCGAACGCGGAAGAGAAAAUCUUCAACUCGGGCUCGUUCUUCACCCUAGGUGCCAUGGCCGACUCGACGUACGAGUAUCUGCCCAAGAUGGCGGCUUUGAUGGGCGGUCUUUUGCCAGACUACCAGGCCAUGUACGAGAAGGCGAUCGACACGGCCGCGAAGCACAACUUCUUCCGUCCGCUGACACCAACAAACGAGGAUAUUCUCGUCUCCGGCGAGGUCCACGCUAAGGACGAUGCACCUUACCUGCUUCCUGGGGGCCUGGUGGCACUGGGAGCAAGGCUAUUCAGCCGCGAGAAGGACAUGGAGGCCGCGCAGAAGCUUGUCGAUGGCUGCAUCUGGACGUACAAGGCUCUCCCGCACGGCAUCAUGCCCGAGACCUUCUAUAUGGCUCCAUGCCAGCAGCCAAACGAUCAUGAACACAGCUGCGAGUGGAGCGACGACGCCUGGAAACAGGAAGUCCUCCGCCGAGCCGGAAAGGACGCGAGCGACACAGACGCCGAUGCGAUUAUCCAAGCCGACCGCUUGCCGAAGGGUUUCACAUCCAUCCCGGACCGGCGGUACAUCCUGCGGCCGGAAGCCAUCGAGAGCGUGUUUGUGCUGUACCGCGUCACCGGCCGGGAAGAUCUCCUCGAGUCGGCGUGGGACAUGUUCCGUGCUAUUAAUCGGACGACUAGCACCGAGCUGGCUAACUCGGCGGUGCAUGACGUGACCACCAGGGAGAAGCCCGAAGCGGCAGACUCGAUGGAAUCGUUCUGGAUGGGCGAGACGCUGAAGUAUUUCUAUCUGAUCUUCAGCGAACCCGAGUUGAUCAGCCUGGAUGAGUUUGUUUUCAAUACCGAAGCGCACCCUUUCCGAAGGUUGGUGAGGUGAUCGUUUUGUAGGUUUAGAGUUCAGGGCAGCAUGUCUUGUGAGGAUAUCAUACUUAUGUAAAAUACUAUAAUGGGCUAGAUAUGGGUACGGGGCAAGGAAACAAUGCAUGAGGGCUGAAUGAAUGGUGAAGUUCAAAGCUUCUGUAAAUAUCAUAUCUUACCCACCUCUCCGUUGAGGUCUUCGAAAUUUCGAAUGGUGCAGCCGCUCCCACUAAGGCCUCCUAUCC
Chaetomium strumarium is the source of this 2279-nucleotide messenger RNA. RefSeq names its product glycoside hydrolase family 47 protein. The coding region runs from base 278 to 2053 and encodes 591 amino acids. NCBI's taxonomy places the organism in Eukaryota, Fungi, Ascomycota, Sordariomycetes, Sordariales, Chaetomiaceae. The transcript has 2 exons. Gene Ontology annotation, biological process: carbohydrate metabolic process; mannose trimming involved in glycoprotein ERAD pathway. The record is from RefSeq and is a predicted model, not a curated record. Gene Ontology annotation, cellular component: endoplasmic reticulum; membrane. Gene Ontology annotation, molecular function: mannosyl-oligosaccharide 1,2-alpha-mannosidase activity; calcium ion binding.